Messenger RNA from Chlamydomonas reinhardtii, 3180 nucleotides. RefSeq lists its product as uncharacterized. The coding region runs from base 750 to 1013 and encodes 87 amino acids. The record is from RefSeq and is a predicted model, not a curated record. Lineage: Eukaryota; Viridiplantae; Chlorophyta; Chlorophyceae; Chlamydomonadales; Chlamydomonadaceae. The transcript has 4 exons.
GAGCUAGUCUUUGACCGUUCUAUUGAGGGACCCGUCCUAGUGGACGUUAAACUCUUUGGCAACAUGUAAGCCAGAACGUGAUCGUCUUGCGCCUCCCUCUCGCUCGCUACGCAUGCGCUCUAGGCCGCCUACACCGUGGCCAACACGGCCAUUUGCAGAGGCCGGCGUAACAGAUCUGCAAACAUCGGAAUGAGAGACGCGGGAGGCGUUCUGCCAUCGCCGACACCACCAUGAUCAGUCGCUCUUUGCUCUGGCCGAUCUGCCUAGACCAUGGAGCUAUGUUCGGACCUAUCUGACUGUGAUCGAUAUUAUCCUGAGCAGAUCGCGACUACUAGCGAGCGGAGUAGACGGCCGCUGGCGCUCAAAUCAUUCUAACGGAAGAAUGCCCACAGAGCGUUGGGGAGUUUAAGCCAGCUUGAGGACGGAGAUCGCCAUGAUGCGGACGUUGCCGAGUGCCGGAGCGAAACGCCGCGGUGGAGAGCAUCUGCAAAAUGCGAUAACUCGCGCAGUCGAAGGUGUUGACGAGUUCUGUAGGUUCAUACAUGGCAGUCAUUGAAGUUGCGUAUGUCGUGCUCAUGUCUUUCAGUGUUUGAGACGCACACGUUGCAUCGAUGUUGGAGGCGCUGUAUGCCCCAGCUCGCCCAGGAGCUCAUAGGAGUGGUGCCCUGAAUGCCCUGAGGCUCAUUUGGUUGUGUUAUGUCUGAGGUUCGCCAUUAGCCGCCGUGAACGGAGCGACAGGCUCAACGCGCAUGGCUAUCACGCCCGCGAGCCCUCUCCAUUGCGGUUCACACCAAGGCAGUGUAGGCAUGGUUUGUGAGACUUUCAGACGCAUGACUGCUCUGGGACAGACGUACACGCACGCAGACUGGCAAUAUGCAUACGGCACACCCUGCACAGGCCCAGACGUUGCAGACGAGCGCCGCAUUGACAUUGCGCCGCACGCUGGGGGGGGAGUCGCCGUCAGGCACACGAAACGUUCAUUGUCCUAUCAUAGGGCGCGACAGCUGUCGUGACCUGGCGUGUGACCGUGCAUAUCGUGUGACUGAGUGAUUUGGAUGUGGUUUUGGCGUGUGGGAAUAGGGGAACGUGCCCGAGGUUGGUUGGCCCGACAUGGUGUAUUGCAUGGGAGGCCGGAGUACGGGUGAUCCGAGAGAGGAUAUAGGUCGCGUCUGAGAGCGGCUAGAGCCGUCUCUCAUUCCGAUCCUAGGCGAGCUAGUCUUUGACCGUUCUAUUGAGGGACCCGUCCUAGUGGACGUUAAACUCUUUGGCAACAUGUAAGCCAGAACGUGAUCGUCUUGCGCCUCCCUCUCGCUCGCUACGCAUGCGCUCUAGGCCGCCUACACCGUGGCCAACACGGCCAUUUGCAGAGGCCGGCGUAACAGAUCUGCAAACACCCAUGCAUGGGCGGUUGCAUGCGAGCUGUGGUGUUCCUGUAGUACACGUAGUCACCUACUUCAAACCUACGUAGUACCGGGGACAUGCCUCCAGUGCGCAACGCAGCGUAACGAAGCUUGUCGCGGUGCUGAGCCGUCAGCAAGUUACCGCCUGCGAUUGUCAUAUUGCGCUUAACAGCAGUUCCACGUUGCAUGAUAGAACGAGCGGCCGCUUCAGGGUCGUCGAGGUUAACUUCUUCGGCAAAACGCUCUUUGAUUGCCGGUGGAAUGACUGGGUCCACGGCAUGUAAGAUAGAAUAUGGGCUGACUUUAGUGGAAGAAUGCACAGAGCAGUUGUAACCGAGCAUGAUGUAAGGCAGAAACUGGUGGGAGCUACUGUCAUGCGUGAAGGGAAGGGCAGGAACAGGAGGUCAAAACGGCAACUGGGCGUCGCCAGUUACGCGGGAAGGCGCGGGCGUGCUCACUAUUUCACUGUCGAGUAUGAGGAUGGUGUGUCGGAGAUGCUGUCGCUGCCUGAGCUCCGCAACAGGAUUACCACCGCCAAGCCUACCAAGCACGCAGCUGCCGCUGCAAGUGUGGGCGAGCUGGGAGACCUGACCAACGUGGAGCAUGCGCGUGGAGCUCUCUGCGCGUCCAUGCCGGGCGAGCACAUGGCUGAGAAGGCGGAGCGGCUGGCCUGUGCGGCGCGCACUGGACGGUGAUGAGGUAGUGGAAGUGCUUCGUAGCAACGGUUGUCGGGUGAGGUUUAGCAUGGAGAAGGAGGAUGUGCGAUGUGUUGAGGAGAAGAGCUUUGAGAAGGCCAAGUCUGAUGGUGUGUUUAAUGGUGUGGCUUUACUAGAUGUAUCCCCGGAGAUGGCAGAUGUUGCCCUGCCGGCGGCUAGCAAGCAUUCGAGUGUGUGUGUAGCUGCCAAGUUGCCUUGGGAGUAUGUCACGCAGGCUGAUUCGGCGCGCCUGAAGUGGUUGCGCUCGAUGCAGCGGGAGCAGAAGUUGGUGGUGAUUCCGUGUGGCACUUGUGUGUGGAUUGUGAUCUUUGCAUCUGUGAUGGCGCGGAGUGCCUUUGUGCGCACCACUGGCGGUCCGGUUGUGAGUGUUUCCAUCUUUUAAGUGCGAUCUUUAUGCGUGUUUUUCAACUUAGCGCCUACUUAUAGCAGUCUCGGCGUCUUUCCAAUACGCUGUUGACUGGGGGGGGAGUCCCGCGUAGGCACGUGGAAUGUCUGUGUACACACGUACGGGCGCGACAGCUGUCGUGUCCUGGCGUGUGAGCGUGCGUGCCGUGUCACACCGACCAUUGGGUCCGGUCUUUGCAUUUCCUCUUUAUCAUUAGCGUGCAGACAAGACAAUAAGAUUUACGUCCUGCAUGAUUUGGAGUCACGCUUGUAUGCGCGGACUAUAGAAAGAUCUGUUUGGAUAAGAGCGUCGUACUGCAUGGAGGCAGCGACGUCUCGAGGCCAAACCAAGCCUAGUCUCGUUGUAAUAUUUGAGAGUCUGAUCAACUCCUACGACGGGAAUAGCGACAUCUCCGGCCGGAGUCUGGAGCUAAGCCACACAGUACGUUGAGCAGGGCUGCGUAAACGCAUUUGCCUUGUGUGCUUGUGUAGGUAACAGAGACACAAACCCCACAGCCAAAAGACAGGCACACGAAACGUUCAUUGUCCUAUCAUAGGGCGCGACACGGGGGCAUACGUUUUCAUUGAGUCAUAGACCUUCCCUACAUGGGUGCCUACGGUCGCCAAGCGGCAGCAUUGGGGCCCGCGCCUGCACAGAAAUGACAUCGGGACUACGCUUU